GGGAGCGGGCACGCACCCCACGGGUUUCCUCGGCCCUUCUGGCCAUGCCUUGAGGGGAGGGAAGACAGCUGGCCUUUAGCCGGAAUGGCGCAAGCUUCCAUGGAGCUAACCAGAAUGGAGUUUCUGGUUACAGAGGCACCUGCGGCCUUCGGCCUGCGGCUUUUCACUACGGCAUGUCGCGCAUUGUGGGUGGCACAGAUGCCCAGCCAGGGGCCUGGCCCUGGAUCGUCAGCAUCCAGGCUCCCUUGGAAGGAGGCACGGCGCACAUCUGCGGGGGCUCCCUCAUCAGCCCACAGUGGGUCCUCACAUCAGCCCACUGCUUCAUCGAGGCCAGGAACAUCACCAUGUGGCAGGUGGUGGUAGGUGCCACCCGGCUGACCCAGCUGGGACCUGAGGCCCAGGUGCGCAACAUCAAGCAGCUGCUGGUUCACCGGCACUUCAGUAAUAUCACACGGAGGAACGACAUUGCCUUGCUGGAACUGGAGCAGCCUGUCCAGUGCAACAGCUACGUACAGCUUGCCUGCGUGCCCGAUGCCUCGCUGAGAGUCUCGGAGCUGACAGAGUGCUACGUCAGUGGCUGGGGUGCCAGGACUGCAAGAGGUGAGCUCCCAAAAUGUAGAUCGGCGUAUGUGCUGCAGGAGGCCCAGGUGCACCUCAUUGAUGCCGGGGUCUGUAACAGCAGCGGCUGGUACAGAGGGGCCAUCCACACCCACAACAUCUGUGCUGGCUAUCCGCAGGGUGGCAUCGACACCUGCCAGGGGGACAGCGGUGGGCCUCUUGUGUGCCAAGACAAGAGCGCGGACUAUGUCUGGCUUGUUGGUGUGACCAGCUGGGGGAUGGGCUGUGCGAGAGCAAAGAAGCCCGGAGUCUACACCUCCACCCAGCACUUCUACAACUGGAUCCUGGAACAGAUGGGCCUGCACACAGCAGUAGCGACUACUGCAAGGCCGCAGCCAGCCUUCACCUCCACCCCCGUUCACAGGCCAACACCAACAGAAGCAGGAAGGUUUAUACCCUGCCCACUUCCAGUGCAGAAGCUGUGGGAUUUCCUUUCUUGGCUGCAGAAGUUGGUGCAGUUCCUAAUAGGAGAAAAAGUUUGAUCACCGGGACGGAGAGGAUCCAGGGCUGGCUGCAGCGCACCACCACCAUUUCCCGCUGGGGCAAUGCCUGCUGAUGCAAAGGCAGCCUCAGUGUCAAAGGCCUGCUCUGUCCUGCCCGCGCUCCUCUCAACGGAAGAGCUCAGCUGGCUGAGUCCCUGCAAUAAAGUGUUUCAGUUCUGUGGCUAA
Falco peregrinus (peregrine falcon) is the source of this 1286-nucleotide messenger RNA. RefSeq names its product acrosin-like. Lineage: Eukaryota; Metazoa; Chordata; Aves; Falconiformes; Falconidae. The transcript is spliced from 4 exons. Gene Ontology annotation, biological process: proteolysis; acrosome reaction. The coding region runs from base 174 to 1100 and encodes 308 amino acids. The record is from RefSeq and is a predicted model, not a curated record. Gene Ontology annotation, molecular function: serine-type endopeptidase activity.